This is a messenger RNA of Dermacentor silvarum, 9026 nucleotides long. Its product is annotated as aprataxin and PNK-like factor. Gene Ontology annotation, molecular function: 3'-5' exonuclease activity; protein binding; DNA-(apurinic or apyrimidinic site) endonuclease activity. Gene Ontology annotation, cellular component: site of double-strand break; nucleus. Gene Ontology annotation, biological process: double-strand break repair. Lineage: Eukaryota; Metazoa; Arthropoda; Arachnida; Ixodida; Ixodidae. The record is from RefSeq and is a predicted model, not a curated record.
GAGGUGCUGUGAAUUCGUUGCGAAAGCGCUACUGCGACUCGCGUGUUGAGCGACAUAAAAACGUCUCGUUCUGCUUUUUCCUCCCCAAAGCGCAGAAGCAAUGAUUUAUGGCGAAACUAUUUGCGAGCAGCAGCCGCUGCCGCGCGGAGCAAUACAAAAUGGCGGCCGCUGGUGUGCGUUGAUCACUGCGCUGGCGACUGUGUUGCUCGUAAUGCGGUGUUUUUCUUGUUGCGCUAGACGCCUUCUGUCGUGACGCGAUGCACUCACCUUAACGCAAACAUGAAGAAGAUCUUCCUGAGGCCCGUCGAAGGCGGACAAAAGACGGUGGAGCUUAAAAUCGGCAAAACCAUCAUUGGCCGGGGCCCUCUUCUAGAAUGCAGCGACAAGAAGGUUUCCAGAAACCAUGCCGUAUUGGAAGUCAACGAAGACGGCGAAGUCUUUCUCACACCUACCCAUGUCAACCCCUGUUUCUACCAAGUGCAAGGCAAGGGGCCGUCGAAAGUUAUGAAGAAGGAUAAACAGCAGUUGCUCCAGUCUGGUGAUUCCAUAGCACUGCUGCCAAACAGCUAUAAGUACAUUGUGGAAAUAAUCAACUCAUCAUCAUCGUCAUCAAUAUCACCAGGCAUAAAAGAGUCCCAGCCCGCAGACGAUGCCGACAACAAGGACAGCAUUGCGGAGAAGCCAGCCACAGCAGUCAUCCCCUCCGAGGAAGCACGGAAAAAUGGCAGCGCCGAGGAGAACCACCACUCGACGACGACUGUCGUCACAAAGACGGAAAACGGGGACCGGGGGAGCUCGAAAGAGGCCAGUCCCGAGGCAGUCUCCAAGGCGACACCGGCGGCGAGAAGGGCGUUGGUGGUGCCCCCGCACAAGGGUGAUGACGGGGUGAGCAAGUCAUCGACAGGAGGCACGAGGACACUGCCACGCUGGCUGUUAGAUAGCGCAGCGAAAUCGGCGACGACAGCAGCCAGCGAAAAAGCCAAGGCAUCGAGUGCACAGAAGGACAAGAAAACCACCGCUGAAUCAGCAACUGCAGCAAAGGCCGGGCGUGCAUCGGGCAAAGAGCCGGCCACAAAAGCUCGCGGACGGCAAGCCAAGGAAUCUGAAAGCGAGGCCGAGGAGGAUAAGCCCAACCAGAAGUCUGAAGAUGAGGCAGAGGAAGAAGAGGAGGAGGAGGAGUCUGAGGAAGAGUACACGCCCAAGAAGAAGCAGAAGAAGAAGCCGGAGCAGGCAGAGCGGCGCCCCGUCACGGCUUCCAGCGGCAAUCGGAAGGGCAACCGGUCUUCAAGACAAAACCGUGGACUCCUGCAGAAAAUCUCUCUCGAUGAUUUCGUUGCGAGCGACGAUGACGAGUGGGACAACAGCUCGGACGAGUGGAAGCCGAAGAAGCGGCGAAAACAGGUGGACGAUUCCGGCAGCGACUGGGAGGAGGAGAACCGUCGGACCAAGAAGACGCCACGCUUCGCGGCCUCGGACAGUGACUCCGCCAGUGACUGGGAGCGUGCAAGUCGUCGGAAGAAGCCCGCCACGAGGACACGGAACAGGCGGAAGAGAUCAACGUCGGAGAGUGGCAGUUCUGAAGAGAGUCAGAAGGCUCCUGUCAGGCGAGGCCAGAGGCGGCAGCCAGCAAAGCGACCCAGCUGCAAGUACGGCAGGAAGUGUUUCAGAAAAAACGCGCAACACUUGAAGCAGUUUAGCCACCCCAAGGACUCCGACUUCGAAGGUUCCUCGGGAGACGAGGAUGAGGACAGAGACGAGGAAGAGACCAAGGACCAAGCCGACAAUAGUGACGCCGAGAGUGGAAGUGACCGCGGCAAGAAACAAACCAAGCGACCAUCCGCCACUUCCCCAAGCAAAAGGCGUGCUAAGCCACGGGAGGAAGAGAGUGACGACGAAGACGAUGACAAAAGCGGGGACGAGGACGACAGACCCAUGUGCCGAUACGGAAAGGAGUGCUUCAGGAAAAACGCCCAGCACUUGAAAAACUUCAAGCACCCACCUGCAGCCAGUAAAAAGAAAGAACCUGCAAAACAGGCGAGCAAGAAAGCUAAGUCCCGAGGAAAAACCAAAGGCUCGUCUGAAGAUGAAGAGGCGGAAGAGGAAGCAGCAUCGGGCGACGAGUACGAAUGGAAAGAUGAUGACGAUGCCGCCAAGAAAAGCAACGAAGAAGGCAGCAGCAGCGAACAAAAGAAAGCAACGCCUACCAAGCGGAAACGUGCCGCAGAGCGCCUGGCCGCUUCCGCGGCUGACGACUGAGAGUGCCCCGGAUACACUGUUGUGGUGUGAGUGGUGUGCCCCUGUGUGUAGCUCCGCAGUGUUCUCUUGCAGUUACUUUUUUUUUUUUUUUCCCCGCCUUGCUUCCUUUUUUUUGUUCAUCCAAUGAAGUCCUGCGACAGUCACGCUUCUUCAGUGGUGGUGUAACGUGCUUCUAAUGUCUGCCUGCCCUGUCUACCUUACCUGCCUUCACGGUCUUGCGUAACGGAACUUGUCGAAGUUAGUCCUUUGCAAAGUUUGGACCAAGGAAGUGCCCCCUGCAUGGUUGAUGAACUUGUGCUUCGGAAGAAGAAGAAAAUGAUGCAAGCAUUCAAGCGGUAACAUUGUUCACAUCUGUCUAUGCUUUUUUUUUUUUAUCAUUUUCAUGCCCUUGCUUGUAUCAUAGCUCACCAUUUUCUAUCCUCUUUAUUUUUUUAGGUUCGAGUUAUCAUCCGAUUUGUUUUGCUCACCCAUUGGUGUUUCUAAGUUCACAUCAAUAAAAGUUUAUUAUAACUUUAGAAGGCCAUCAUGACUGUUCAAGGUUUGCUCGCAGUCAGCUAGUAAUGGAACCAUUGUGCGAUUGCUUGCCAGGGUGGUUGUGGCUAGCCUGGUUGCAUAGGCAGGGGUCUUCUAAAGUCAAACCUUGAUAUAACGAGUCCGGAUAUAUAUAAUGAAUUAUGUAAUGAUAUAGGUAAAUAAAAAUGUUUUUUCCCAAUAUGAGCAUAUAACAAAUACAGUGUAGACCACUUAUAACGUAACCGCUUAUAGUGCAGGACCGGAUAUAGUGCGGUCUUUUCAGACUCCCAUUAAUUUUCCCAUAGCACUCCAUGUAUACACAUAUCGCUUAUAGUGCAGUUGCGGGAAACGAAAUACCGGUUACAGUGCGGCUGCCUGGGAGUACGGAAGUCAGCGGAGACUGCGAAUGCUCCCCUCAAACGGGCGCCCCAAGGAGUGCUCGAGCAAGAAAGAGAGAUGAAGUGGAGGAGAAGGGCACGUAGUGCGAACGAACAGCCAGUGAGGCUGAAACCAGAAUCUUGAGUGCGAGUCGUGAAAUAUCACGGCGCGCAUAGCGAGCGAGCGCCACGAAACUGCCAACGCCGGCCAACGCUCGCUUCACGAUAACGGCAGUAAACGAAACUUCAGGGGGUGGGCGGCGCCGGCACAUCACGGCGAAGGGCGCACGCAGACACCGUGGAAUGCGAGGGAGGAGGGUGGCAGGGAAGCGGAUUUCGCCUCCCUCGUAGCUCCCUCACUUUCGACUGUCACCGUGCGCGCCCGCCGCCGUCGCGCGUGUAGGCGCCGCCGCUCCAGCCGGCCCGGCGCCAGCUCCCCGAAGUUUCGUUGGCCGGCCUGGGAGAGCGCCGCUGCUUCCCUCUGCGCCGUAGCCGCAGCGAGCAAGGUCAACACGUGACUAGAAAGUAGAGGAAGCAUAAAGGAGAAAAAAGGGUUCACUGCCAUUUUGUACGCGUGGCUACGGUAGUGUGGCUGAGACGCGCGCGACAUUGAGGGGUCUCUCCUAAGCUUUUACUCUAUGGCGGUGCCAGAGCAAUUGCCGGUCGGAGGUGCCGCCGCGUGGAUUAUUUCGAAUUAGCGAGAUUUGACUGUAAAUUGAAUGCAAACGUUCUAGCCGCAUUCCUCGACUGUCGCAUACGCGUGGCGGCUCGGUGCACAUGUUUUGCAUAUGUGCGGGCCUUGAAAAUUGUUGCUUUGGUUAUAGUGCGGUACCGCUUAUAGUACGGAUAUUCGCGACUCCGGCGACUUACGUUAUAAGCGGUCUACACUUUAUUAGAUAUGAUAACCGUAUUUCCAUGUCGGAUGUACCAGCCCUGUGGAAUACAAAUCUCUUCAUGUCUGCAGCCAUCAUUAACAUGACAAACAAGGCUAGUUAGUCUUUGUGUUUCAAACUUCACUGCUCAGCAUUUGCACAUAAAGCAACUGUUACAAUCAAGGAUGACAGACGUCUUUUAGCAGAGAGUUUCAGCCAAUAUGCUGCGUACAUCUCAUCAUUACUGUUUUACUGGUAUACUGGGACAGAUUUGCAGACAGCAGUGUGGGUGGUGACACCUUGUGGCACCUUGCUCAGCUAAACUGGAUGGGAAUGGGUGCAUCCUAUAUCAGCGUACUCUUGUCUGGCGGUGUAAAGGUUCUCGUGGUGAUGCAAGCUUCCCAAUAUCGUACUUUUCCCUCCCAAGAACCAUCGUACAACAGAACAGUGCAGUCAAUUCUGGUUUGCACACACUGGCACUACAUGUCAUCACCACCACUACUGUUCACGUUCGCAUCUUAAAACUGCAACACUAACACGUAUAACCUUCUGGCUGAAACUCCCUGUGGUAACCCUUGCUUUACGUUUAAUUCUGACAUGCACAGUGAACUUUUAGAAAUAGGUGGAUCUUCAAAGUUAUAGGAUGUUCUAUGACGUCAAAUGUGAUGCCUUGUAGCCUUGCGGGCUGGUCAGUCUUUCUAAAAGGGUCCAUCCUGAGAGCAGGUUUGCCACAUUUUCCGAAUUCCAAGGUUGAGAAUGGGAAUCGCUGUGGUCAAAUUUGAAAUAUGAAAAGCAUUACAGGAGCAGACAAGUUCAAUAAGUGUUCCAUGAGGAUGGACAGCUGUCAUGCUCGGCAGGCAGUAAAUAUAUAUAUAUAUAUAUGAUUUUUUGAAGCUCCCGCUUUUGCAUGUGUUGACUGUUCUUUCAUGUAGGCCUGUUGUUUUGCUGAAGAGGGUUGAACCUUGUCAUGUGGGAUUCAUUUGUACCAUGUGGCCAUUUAUGGCAUCAACCUUGAGGAAAACAUUAAAAACCUAAUUUGUCUAUGUAGGUGGAUAUUAAAGGUAUUAGCUGUGAUAGAGCUAUGCCUUUUUGGAACCAGACCCUUUGCGAGAACUUGGCUCAAUCUUAUCAAUCUUUUUUUUUUUUUUUCCCUUUGGGACAGUAGCUCCAUUGAAGUACCAAGCCAGAUAUCGCUUGAUUGAGGGGAAAUGUCUAAAAUGUCAACGAGCAAGAUCAUAAAAAAAAAAAAAUACUAUAUUGGAUUUUUAGCAGGUCUUUCACUUGACAAAUCAAGCGUUUUUUUAGCGUUGUAAGUCAUCGUUUCCCACUAAAUUGCUCUUUUAUUGUUAAAACUUGUCCAUUAGCACGUUAGUGCUAACACAAUGAUAAAUUCACACAAACAUGACACAGAUGUCUGUGUGAAAUAUUAUAAGCCAGUACUUGGCAGGGCAGACCAGAUUCAAGUGGCAAACAUGGAAGUAGUACAUGGCACUAAGAAAAACUUGUGGACGCUUUGCAUCUUUGCAUUUCUUAGUACUUGGAAAGUGCUAAGUACUAACCAGUUAGCCAAACUAUGUACUAUCGACCAAAGAAGUUUGCGGACCAAUGGAUCUGACAAAAAGCUGAAUAUCUCUGCAGCCUCAAAAAGCAACCUGGUAUUCCCAUUUCCAGCCUCUACUGGUAUAUGCAAACAACAUUGUGAUGUACGGUUUUACUGGCUACUUUUAAAGGCUGCUCGGAUAUUUAGCGUUUUCCGAGAUCUCGUGGUCCGUAAACUUUUUUGGCCGAUAGUACAUCGAGGUCUGACAAGCAUUCGUAUUUCCUUGAAAUCGUCCUGCUUGACUCAUUUUGGUUUCAUUGUUAGCUGACUGUCAUCAACCCAUUCUAGCACCAACUUAGUGACAAAAAAAAAAAAAAAAUGCGCACAAAGCAGCGACAAAUUUGUAUGUAGAUAGUGUGGACUGGACCAUAUGUGAAGUGGCACAAGUGAGCACCGUGUGCACGCAGCGCAACUUCCGUUGCCAAAAGAGUCACGCUGUCCGCAUCAUAGAAGGAAUCACUUUUCACAAUUUUUAUCCACGUGGAAGUGGGAGUGAUGUAAAUAAGUCAUGGGGUGAUGCAAACACUUGUCUGUAAAGAAGGCAUAGUGAAAUAGUUUUUAUUUAUUCUAAUGUUUCACAGGCUGCUUUUUUUUUUUUUUUUUUGCUUUCUUGGCGAAUCUGCGCACAAUUUUUUUUUUUUCUUCCUAUAAUAUCGUUUUUUGAGAGAGGCAUUGAGGAAGUGUUUUAGAAAAUGGAAUGUUUGUGUGUUCACUUGUCCGAAAAUUCCGAGUGACUGUCAAGCCAUUGACUAUUACCAUUCACCACUGUUACCAUGAAGCUUUCCGUACAGGAGGAACUUGAUACGAGUCUCUUGGGUACCUCAGGACUUCAUGUCAACCAAAAUUUGUGGUCUAAAAAAAAUGUUUGCCAAGCUAAAUACAAAAUGCUCAGGUAUUUGCUUUCUAAUUGGGACGAGAGAAUUAGUAUAAUUCAGUCUUUUUGGGUAUCUUGAUGCUUAACACCAUUUAACUGCACUAGGAACAGCAUUGGUGCAGUCACUACUGUAGUUGUGGCUUUGCAAAUAUUUUUAAUCAGUAGAAAACAUUGAAAGCUUCUUGUAUGUAUAUAAAACUGGGGCAUUCAUUAUUUGAGUUAAAACAAUUACUAGAUAACUUGUGGUGAUUUUUUGCCAUCCAGCACAGCCCUGUAUAACAUAUUCACUGCAUCCCAAAAUGUGACCUUUCGGGCGAAAGAUAUCUUGGCCAAGGUUAAGAAAAUAUCAGCAUUGAUUGUGUCAUUGUGAAUCUAUUAUUCAUUGCACUAUUUCAUUGACGUAUUUCUCCCCAAAUUGAGAGUACCUGUGCCUGCUUUUGAUCAUAUGCAUUGCUAGAAGCCAACAUUGGUUACGUAACUUGGCUCCUUUCACACCACGCCUGCUUCUAGGGUGCUUGAAUGACGGGACAGCUUGCACAGGUGCCCCCUUUGUGUCAUUUUCAUCUAUCUAGUUGCAAGGGUAACAGACAGCAUCAUGCACCUGAUGACAAUGCCGCUCUCUAGUUGUUUGCGGCAUGUUUCAUGUCCAUGAAAUUUCUGAGGGAAGAGCGUUUUACAGACUUUUUAUCUUUUUUAAUGUGUGUAUAUAUGUGACAUGGGUAACCAGCAACAUUGGAUUGUUUUUGUUCUUGUGCAAUUCUGUCAGAGAUGGCAGAUUUAAGUUCAAUGCAAAAAGUGUCUGGAGACCUCAAAUGUGACUACAGUAACUGUAGAAAGUAUAUGCUUGAUGGCCCAUAAACAAGGAAGACAAGUCUAUGCAGUCGACAAAGUCGCACGGGAUGACUACAAGGCAUGUAGCAUUAGUGAGUGCCUAAAGGAUAGUAACACUGCUUCUUGUUAAGCAUGUAGCCUUUUCCAAAUCAGUGUGUGAGUGUCAGCUGGAAGUGUGCUGCAUUUUCGGCUCCUGUGUUGUCACAGAGCUAUAAAAUCGAAUGUGCAGUCUGUUCUACUUGUGAACAGAGACCCAACUAAGUAACUUGCCACCUUCUGGCCAGCCUUGGGCUAGUCUGCCAUAAAGACAUAUGGGUUGGUUGACAUGGUAACGAAAAAUAACUUGGAAGGCACACACUCGACAAUAAAAGCGAGAUGGCAUUCGUGUCAUGCCUUCAUUUUUUGUCUCCACCCCUUCCCCGUUUCUUUUGGACGCGACAGUUUACCUUACUACUACCAUGAGGUGCAUGUAUUGCACUUAAUGGAUGAUGAAUUCGAAAUAUGCAUGCCUGUUGCGCUUUUUUCAUGAUAAUGCAAUGUUCGUAACAAUCACUGCAAAGUUAUUUCUCUUGAAAUUGGUACCUGGAUGCCUCUGCAGCUAGCUUCGCUAUGCAUUAUUUACUCUAAGGAAAUGGCCGCUUGUAAAAGCAUGAGAUUGAGGAUGCCCUAGAGACCACAAAUGUUUCUCUUUGCAAUUUUUUUUUUUUCUUGCUGUCACUUAUGCGCUAUAUUCACUGGCAUCAAAGGCAACGCAGCUUCUUUCUAAGGGUGUACAACACCGCUGCUGUUGUAGAGAGUAGCAUAGUUGAUGAGGAUGUAACUUUGAAAAAUAAAGUGCGGGCAACCACAGUGCGUGGUUGGGACAUGUCGUUCUGUCUCGCAUGGCACAGGAAUACUGCUCGCGAAAUGUCAUAUUUUGUGGUUUGUACCAAACUUGACUGGGUGGCUACGAGCAAACAUGUUGAUAACAUUACGAUGUGAGGUUUCGAGAGGACACCAAACUGUUCGCAUUGUGCAUGAGCGUCGUAGGCACAUCUGGUCACUAUCGAAGCCUGGCAAGGCCAUUCCAAUACCUGCUGUAAGAGUUUCAGUAGUUUUGGUUGGUGGCUAGAGUACACAAUGAGCCAGUGUGAAAGGGAACACAAGAUUUGCUUUCAACACCUGUUUUUCUUUUACGUUGAAGCCACUGAAGUGCCACAGCACAGAUUCUUCAUCACAUUACCUGUGUUGCUGGUAGUGGCAAGUGACGUUUGAACUUACUUGACUGUAGGAAUCAUUAUUUGAUCUUGGAUUCAGUGUUCCUGUUCAUUUUGCAUUGGUGCAAAAUGUACAAACUGCCAUAUGCAGUGUUGGAGGGACACAACCUCUGGCUUUUAGCAGCCAUCAGCAGCACAAAACAAAGAUUACACUUUAUUCAACCUGUAGACGUGUUGAAGUGUUUAUUUGAUUGCCCAUUUCAAGUGGCUCUCUAUGGUUCAUAUGUUAGUGCUGCAAAGUUGACGUCAUCGUCCUCAUUUUGUUUUUGGUUCCUUAUUGAGUGUGAAGGGUGCUUUCUGUGGCACUUGAGAGCUGUUCAUCAUUGCUUCUCUCCCGGUUCUCCCGAUGUUGAACACUCACCUGUAGCUUAUAUACUGGCAGUAGUGGCCCACUGUGACGACCAAGUGAUGUGCGCUAUAUGUGUUUGUUUUUUUUGUUUUUUUUUU